Molecule: messenger RNA, 751 nt
Organism: Eucalyptus grandis
Lineage: Eukaryota; Viridiplantae; Streptophyta; Magnoliopsida; Myrtales; Myrtaceae
Product: GTP-binding protein SAR1A
Biological process (GO): vesicle organization; membrane organization; endoplasmic reticulum to Golgi vesicle-mediated transport
Cellular component (GO): endoplasmic reticulum exit site; COPII vesicle coat
Molecular function (GO): GTP binding; GTPase activity
Source: RefSeq, a predicted model, not a curated record
UUUCUCAUUGUCGGUUGAGAUUUCGGGGAACAUUCACUUGGGUUUUUGUCGAAAGAAAGGAAAAAAAGAGGGAGCGAUGUUUCUAGUGGAUUGGUUCUAUGGAGCUCUGGCAUCUCUGGGUCUGUGGCAGAAGGAAGCCAAGAUCUUGUUCUUGGGACUGGAUAAUUCAGGGAAGACCACUCUCCUUCGCAUGUUGAAGGACGAGAGAUUGGUUCAGCACCCACCCACCCAGUUCCCGACUUCAGAGGAACUGAGUAUAGGGAAGAUAAAGUUCAAAGCUUUCGACUUGGGUGGUCACCAGAUCGCUCGUAGGGUCUGGCGGGACUACUACACUAAGGUCGAUGCGGUAGUGUACCUAGUUGACGCUUACGACAAGGAUAGAUUUGCCGAGUCAAAGAAGGAGCUGGAUGCGCUCCUCAUGGACGAGAUGCUGGCGAAUGUCCCGUUCCUCGUCUUGGGAAACAAGAUCGACCUACCCUUCGCCGCGUCAGAGGACGAACUGCGGUACUACUUGGGCCUCACCAACUUCACCACCGGGAAGGGCAAUGUCAACCUCGCCGACACCAACGUCUGCCCUCUCGAGGUCUUCAUGUGCAGCAUUGUGCGCAAGAUGGGCUACGGCGAGGGCUUCAGAUGGCUCUCUCAGUACAUCAAAUGAGUAUCUCUCUUCCUGGGGUGUGUAUUUCGAUGUAAGAAGCUGAAACUGGCGUGUAUAGAUACAUAUAUAUUACAUUUCAUUUAGCUUUUGAUA